CUCCGGUGAGCGGCAGGGGAGUCGACCAAUGGGAUCGAGGCUCCCUGUCUCCCGGUUCUGGCCCCCGUCUGGAGCUGGAGAGAAUGGGCGGUGUCCUGGGAGCCUAGAGCCGGGGCGACUGGCAGGCCGGCGGGCCAGCGGAGCCGGCGGCUGCACUCGCUGUGCCGGGCUCCCGGGAGGCGCGGCUGCGGCAACUUUGGAGGGAGCUUGGGAGAGCGCGGUCCCCGGCUCGUCGGCCUUUCCUCGCCUUUCUUUCUCUCCCUCUCGCCCCCACCCCUUCGCCCACCCUGCGUUUCGUUUGAUUUCUCUGCGAGGAGGCUGGGGAGGAGGAUGAAUUGCGUGGACUGUGGCUGAAAAGAAGCUCUCGGCUUCGGGGACGCGCGGGAGACAGGAUGCUGAGGCGGGAUGCGGGCGCCGAGAUGCCCGGAGCCCUGACACUGCAGAAGCGCCAGGCUGGAUCAGAAGCAAUGGUGGUCAGGGGCUGUCGGGAGGACGUUGCUGAAGACUGCUUUUUUGGUUAAUGUUGCAUAAAAAGCACAAAGUGUCUCUGGGUGCUGUGCAGACUAUUAGGACCUUUUUAUCACCAACAUUCUAGGAAACAUGUCCAAAAAGAACCGCAACAAGGGCGAAAAGCCGGACAUGGAAAUAGAAGCGGUGCAGGCGGCCAAUGAAGAGCUUCGGGCUAAGCUGACCAACAUUCAGAUAGAAUUUCAACAGGAGAAGAGUAAGGUGGGAAAGCUGCGGGAGAAAAUCCAAGAAGUCAAGCAAGAGAGAGAACAGGAGCAGCACAAACACACAGCCUAUAUCUCCGAGCUGAAGGCCAAACUACAUGAAGAGAAGAUGAAGGAGCUCCAGGCCCUCAGGGAGGCGCUCAUCCGCCAGCAUGAGCAGGAGGUUGCCCGAAUGGUCAAAAUCAAGGAUGGGGAGGUUCAGCGCUUGCAGACCACCGUGAACGUUUUGAGGGACGGUGCAGCCGACAAAGUGAAAACCGCCUUGCUGAAUGAGGUCAGAGAAGAAGCCCGGAAAUCAUUUGACGGAGAACGCUUAAAGCUGCAGCAAGAAAUAUUGGAGCUAAAAUCUGGGAAGAAGCAGGUGGAGGAGGCUUUGAACAAUUUUAUGCAAGCAGAUAAGAUGAAGGCUGCUGACCUACGCAUGGCUUACCAAUCUCACCAGGAUGAGAUCAACCGAAUCAAAAGGGAAUGUGAGCGAGAUAUUCGCAGGCUGAUGGAUGAGAUAAAAGGCAAAGACAGAGUGAUCCUGGCCUUGGAAAAGGAUCUGGGUGUGCAGGCAGGCCAUACCCAGAAGUUACUUCUUCAGAAAGAGGCCUUAGAUGAGCAGCUGGUGCAGGUCAGAGAAGCCGAGCGUUACCACAGUAGCCCAAAGAAAGAGCUCCCGGCGGGAAUUGGAGACAUCUCCGAGUUGAUGGGCUUCUCGGAGCAGCAUAUGGAUGAACGAGAUGUGCGGAGGUUUCAAUUAAAAAUUGCUGAACUCAAUGCAGUAAUCCGGAAGCUUGAAGAUAGAAAUACCCUGUUAGCCGAUGAGAGAAAUGAACUGUUGAAACGUUCUCGUGAAACAGAAGUUCAACUGAAGCCUUUGGUUGAAAAAAAUAAGAGAAUGAUGAAGAAAAAUGAUGACUUGUUGCAAAGUAUACAAAGGAUGGAAGAAAAAAUCAAGAAUCUCACAAGGGAAAAUGUAGAAAUGAAAGAAAAGUUGUCUGCCCAGGCCUCUUUGAAACGUCACACUUCCUUGAAUGAUCUCAGCCUUACCCGGGAUGAACAAGAAAUUGAAUUCUUGAGACUUCAGGUUAUGGAGCAGCAGCUAGUGAUCGACGAUCUCUCCAUGGAAAGAGAACGUUUAUUGCGCUUGAAGAGACACAAAAGGCUGCCCAAACUGCCAAAGAAGCAUGUUGUGGAGACAUUUUUUGGAUUUGAUGAAGAAUCAGUUGACUCGGAAACAUUAUCUGAAACCUCCUAUAAUACAGACAGGACAGAUAGGACACCAGCAACACCAGAGGAAGACCUGGAUGAUACCACAACCAGAGAAGAGGCAGACUUAAGGUUUUGUCAGCUGACUAGAGAAUACCAGGCUUUGCAGAGAGCCUAUGCUUUGCUUCAGGAGCAAGUGGGCGGAACCCUGGAUGCAGAGAGAGAAGCUCGGACUCGUGAGCAGCUACAAGCUGAUCUAAUUAGGUGUCAGGCCAAAAUUGAAGAUUUGGAGAAAUCACUAAUUGAGAAAGGACAGGACUCUAAGUGGGUUGAAGAGAAGCAGCUGCUAAUUAGGACAAACCAAGAUCUGUUAGAAAAGAUUUACAGGAUGGAAAUGGAGACGAGUCAGCUGAAGAAUGAGAUGCAGGAUGCAAAAGACCAGAAUGAGCUGUUAGAAUUCAGAGUACUAGAACUGGAAGAGAGAGAACGAAGGUCCCCGGCAUUUAAUCUUCACAUAACCACCUUCCCGGAAAACAACGGAAGUGCUCUUCAGCUGUUCUGUCACCAAGAAGGAAUAAAGGAUGUGAAUAUUUCUGAUCUUAUGAAGAGAUUAGAUAUCCUUGGAGAUAAUGGGAAUUUGAGAAAUGAAGAGCAGGUUGCAAUAAUCCAAGCUGGAACUGUCCUUUCUCUGUGUGAAAAGUGGUUGAAGCAAAUUGAGGGAACAGAGGCAGCACUAACACAGAAGAUGAUAGAUCUGGAGAAUGAAAAGGACCUCUUCAGUAAGCAGAAAGGUUACCUCGAAGAAGAACUGGAUUAUAGGAAACAAGCCUUGGAUCAAGCUUAUAUGAAAAUCCAGGAGCUGGAAGCCACGCUGUACAGUGCUCUGCAGCAGGAGCCCGGCGGGCGGGCCAGCGAGGCGCUGAGCGAGGCCCAGCGGGAGGACCUGCGGGCGGCCGUGGACAAGGUGCGGAGGCAGAUCCUGAGGCAGAGCCGGGAGUUUGACAGCCAGAUCCUGCACGAGCGGAUGGAGCAGCUGCAGCAGGCACAGCAGAGAAUUCGGGACCUAGAGGAUAAAAUAGAACUUCAAAAACGACAACUGAAAGAAAUAGAAGAAAAGUUUUUGUUCCUUUUUUUGUUUUUCUCUCUAGCAUUCAUUCUGUGGCCUUGAUGACUCCAGUGAGCCAAGAAAUCGGGAUCGAAAAAGAGCUUAUGGAGCGAACGCCUAAGUGUUACUGCAGCUCAGCCCCCUCAUCCAAAGACAAAGCCCUUCAACGUCAACCCCUUCAAGCAGUGAAUGAAUGUCGACUGGACACAGCUUUAAAGUGACGAAUUUUGGUGAUGAAACUGCACAUGCCGCCUUUCAAACUGUAAGAUGGACAUUGCAAGUGGGAAUUUUAUAAUGAUAAGCAGCAUUUUUAUACCAGACUAUGUCAUAUGUCACCCUUCAUCAACAUAAAAAAAUGAACUGAAUAAAGAAAACUUAAGUGCAAUUACAAGGAAUGAAGGGAAUGAGAAACGGUCCACCAAGAGAAGUCCCUGCAUUAUUGGUCUCCACCCUGCAUGCUUCCAACCAAUGUGCUUUGCAGUUUCACCACUGGACACAAACUCUCUGAAAUCUGUAUAUAUUUAUCAAUGACUAGCUAAUUGUUAACAAUGAAGUCUAGAGGAAUUCUUUGAAGAAGACUCCAAAAAUGAAAAUUACAUUUGAGAACCCCCAAUUAACAAAUUUUCAAUCACGCAGGUGCCUCUGGAUCUAGUUCCUGGGAAAGCCAAGUCAAAACUCUGGUAGAAACAGAGAGGGUGGUAAACAGGUUGGUUUGUGAUAUGUUCGGGGAGCAACCGGUUGCAGGGAUCUCCUGAUAUCAUUUUCAAUCAGAGUUUACCAUGACUAUGCAAGGGCUAUGUCAGUGAUGCAAGGGACAGUCUCUUUAGAGCCAGGGAAAAUGUUGAAAAAAGCAACAUUGGAGCAUUGUGCUAGAUGGAGGAGGUGGAAGGGAGAUAAUAUGUAAAAUUGUAUUACAUCUAUGCCUCCUUCAGGAUUCAAAGUAGAUUUGAAGGGGAGGGGGGAAGAGUUGCAUCAGAGGUUGAGCUAAAGAAUAAAAGGUCAAGUGAGGAGAUCAAGCAAAGGAUUAAAAAUUUAACUAAAUGUUUAUGACAAAAAAACAGCCUUCUGUCUUCAGUACAAUUCACUCUAUCAUAAAUAAACUCAAAUCAAUAAAAUAUCUAUUAAUCAAGCAAUGGAUAUUCAAGCAUGAAAAAUGAACCAUCCCUGUCCUCAAGGAACUUACAGUCCAAUAGUAUGGAUAUGAUAUAUACACUGUGUCAAAUGUAGAAAGAAAAGAGAUGAAGGACAAGGACAAAACUUUAAAGAACACACUUAGGAGCUCAGAUGAAGUAGAUCAUAAAUAUCGAGAAAUUAUGUCUCGUGUUGCUUGCUAAAGGCUAGAAAGCAGCCCAGAGACAUACCACGAAUGAAUCUGGAUGUCUUAAAGUAGUCGAAAGCUUCAGAAGAAGGAUUGCAUUGUGGAUGGAUAUGAGAAGGUAGAAAAGGAUGAGUGUAGGAAAGCAUUCUCAGAGAAGAUUUUUCUUUUAACACUAUUGGUGAGGGUGGGAAAGGCAGCCAUAACAAUGAGAACACAUGAGUCAAAGGGAAACAUUUUCCAAGUGAAGUUAGGAAAGAGCCAGAUGUUAGCAAAUUCAGGGAACAGUCUCUGAUGAUCAUCAGCCACUUUUUGAACCUUGACUCUGUUUUUGUGUGAUAUUGGGCACAUCACUUCACCUUUCUGAGCUUCAGCUUUCUCUUCUAUAAAAUGCUGGUGGUAGAAGAACACAAGAUGAUAUCCUCAAUCCUUUAAGCUCUUGGGGCAAAAAAAAAGAAAAAAAAUCAAGGCAAAAAACUAGUGAUGUUGGAAGGUUUGUGAUCAUAAGGGAGAAAACAAUGCAGAAAUCUUCAGAGGUAAAGAAUGUGACCUCCUAUGAAAAACAGCUUUAUGGAAGAUGUCAGGAAGCCAAUAUUUGUACCCUAAAGAGUGAAGGAAAGAAAAUCCCAACGAUUAUUGAAAACUUAUCAUUCAGCCUCACAGAAGCACCAACAGUAUCCAUAUAGGAGAGGGUUGAAACAAGCCUAGGCAAUAAAAUAUUUUAGUGGUUUCAAAGUCAAUGAUUAUUCAUGAAACUAGGGGUCACACAUACAUAAAUAUACAAACAUACAGAAAUUCCAACAUAAGUGCACUUUUUAAUCACAGACCUCAGUGAGAAAACUGAGGGAAACCAAUGUCUUUGUUGGAAAAUCACACCCAGGACGCCUGAAGGACAUACUGGGAAAAGCAGUGAGUGAAAAUAAACUUUGCAUAUUUCAGAAACUGAGGGAUCAAAAGGGCUUUAUUGAGUCAAACUGACUGUAAACCUUAGGGGAGGAAAAAAAAAGCACAAUUAUUGUAUACAGAAACCGAUUUUCCCUAAUAUCUCGACAUCAUAUGGGCACUAUCAGGGUGCAUGAUGACCUCCUGGGGAAAAAAAAAGCAGGAAACAGGAAGCAGGUUUGUAAUCAUCCUUUUUUUGUUCUUCCUAGUAAUAAGUGGGCUUAAGGCAUGCAAGUUUAGUCUUGUCUUUUUAAAGGCAUAAGUGACCAUUCUCUACAAUUUAUUGGAUCAUCUGAACUCUUGGAUUUCAUGGCCUUAAUGACUGAUCUCUACUCUCCUGACCCAUUUUUUUCUUUCUCAUUAUUCAACAUUCACUCAUUAAGCAUUUAAGUGUGCUUAUGGCAGGCAGCACAUUGUACUUGCACUGGGUGAAGAUGUUGGGUUUAGGUAAGAUGUAUUCCACUCCUUUUAGAACUUGCUCCUAAACAUCAGCUUGCAUGUCACUUUGCUCUCGCUGUUAUGUAUACAUACAUACAUACACACACACACACACACACACACACACACUCACUCUAUAUUUAAAUAUAUAGAGACAUAUAUAGUGUAUAUGUAUAUAUGUGUAUACAGGCACACAUACAUACAUAUAUGUGUAUAUGUAUGGAGUAGUGGGAACCGAGAGUAGACAACCGCUAUGGUUAGAGAAGCUGGUAUAUGCAGAAGAGCAAUGGAGAGGGGGAGAGGUUGUCAGGUUGCAGAAACAAACUAGGGCCAGGUUAGGGAGAGCCUUAAAUGCCCUGCUAAACUAUCUGUACUUUACACUUUAGGUUUUCCAGAGGAGCACUUAAGUAGGGGAAGCAAUGCAUAUACUGAAAGCUUCAUUUUAUAUCUUUGUGCAUAUGUUCACAUCUUUACUAAAAUAAAUAAUGCAUAAUGCCAGAA
Antechinus flavipes (yellow-footed antechinus) is the source of this 6226-nucleotide messenger RNA. It is a transcript of the gene JAKMIP1, whose product is annotated as janus kinase and microtubule interacting protein 1. The record is from RefSeq and is a predicted model, not a curated record. NCBI's taxonomy places the organism in Eukaryota, Metazoa, Chordata, Mammalia, Dasyuromorphia, Dasyuridae. Gene Ontology annotation, molecular function: microtubule binding; GABA receptor binding; kinase binding. The coding region runs from base 601 to 3093 and encodes 830 amino acids. The transcript is spliced from 22 exons.